Molecule: messenger RNA, 1746 nt
Organism: Mugil cephalus (flathead mullet)
Lineage: Eukaryota; Metazoa; Chordata; Actinopteri; Mugiliformes; Mugilidae
Gene: cdo1
Product: cysteine dioxygenase, type I
Exons: 5
Coding region: 89-694 (201 amino acids)
Biological process (GO): L-cysteine catabolic process
Molecular function (GO): ferrous iron binding; cysteine dioxygenase activity
Source: RefSeq, a predicted model, not a curated record
UGCUAAGAGAAAUCUGUUGUUUUAACUGAAGACUAAUAUAUUUAUUUUAUUUUUUUGAGAGGGGGGGAAAAACACCUGCAACACAGAGAUGGAGCACACCGAGGUGGUGAAGCCAGAAACUCUGGAUGAGCUGAUAGCAAUUCUGCACAAGAUCUUCGAGAGUGACUGCAUCAAUAUUGAGGAGGUUCAAGACAUAAUGGAAUCAUAUGAGAGCAAGCCUCAGGAAUGGAUGAAAUAUGCAAAGUUUGACCAGUACAGGUACACGCGGAACCUGGUCGACGAGGGCAACGGAAAGUUCAACCUCAUGAUUCUCUGCUGGGGUGAAGGCCACGGCAGUAGCAUCCACGACCACACAGACUCCCACUGCUUCAUGAAGCUGCUGAAGGGCCAGCUGAAGGAGACGCUGUUCGAUUGGCCCGACCGCAAAUCACACGGAGACAUGGUCCAGAAGUCACAGAGGAUUCUCCAGGAAAACAGGGUCGCUUAUAUAAAUGACUCCAUCGGCCUGCAUCGUGUGGAAAAUGUCAGCCACACAGAGUGCGCUGUGAGUUUGCACCUGUACAGUCCGCCGUUUGAGACCUGCCAGACUUUUGACCAGCGGACAGGACACAAGAACACCGUCAAGAUGACCUUCUGGAGCAAAUACGGAGAGAGGACUCCAUUUGAGACCACAAUUUCACAGGAGAACAACUAAAGGUCACCAAAGGAGGCUCCCAGUGAUGAAGACAGUUGCGUUUUGAACGACAAUUUCAAACGGCUAUGAAAUUGAUUCAAGGGAAACUGCUGGGGAAGCGAAACGUGGACCUACUAUGACUAAGCAACCCAUUAAAAAAAAAAAAAGAAAAAAAAAAAAAAAAAAGAAUCAGGAGCAAGCUGGUUCAAAAGGACAACCCAGUAAUUAGAAUGGCUUUAUCGCUGCCCAGUGUGAGCUUGGCAAAUACUGAUGAGCACAGGACGAAUGCAUGAAUAGGCUUGGACGUGGAUUGAAUCUGCCUUUUGUUUGCGUGGGCCUGAGGAGACCCUUUUUCCAAUAACAACAUUCCUGUCUGUCCACAACCUGUGUAACCACCAUUUGUUUUUGAAAGUUAUGACACAUAGUCAAAAAGUAGAGCUUUAGCAUCUCAAAAAGAAAAAAGAAGAAAAAAAAUAAAUAUUGCUGUCGUAGUGUUAAAUUUCAUAUUUCGAGAUAAAUGAAAACAGUUCUGCGAUCAACUGUGUUGAAUUGUUUAAAAUUAAGUACAUUUAUAGUUGUAUUUACUGUUGAUUUAUGCCACUCACAAUUGUCUUAAACACUUGUUGGAAAUGUCAUGGAAUAUAACACUGUUUGUACAGGCUUAACUAAGACAACGUUUGUUCUGUUUGCAUUUGGGGAAAAAAAAAGACGUCUAAAGCUUUAGAGUUGUGUUGUUUUUAAAGGUGCGAUGCUUGUAAUUUAUUUGCAGGGUAUCCUCUUCACAGAUGGAGUGUUUCAGUCAGCAGGCUCCUGAAUGUGUUCAUGCUAAAGAGAGUACUCUGGAGGGACUGUUUUGUAUUAUAAGCAGACAUUAUGUUUAGAUAAUAAAAAAAAAAGACUUUUUUUUUUUCUCAGGAGUUUGGCCUUUUCUGAUUGUAGCUGUAUUUAUAUAGUGCGUAGCUUUCCUGCGUAGCACUUCGCAUAGCACUGUCAAAUCCACAUUUCACGAUCUCUGUGUCGCAGUAAAUGAUAUGAUCUGGCCAUAACUGAACAUUAAACUCCUUUUCACGUCA